Messenger RNA from Aspergillus melleus, 1419 nucleotides. RefSeq names its product WD40 repeat domain-containing protein (gene asa1). The transcript is spliced from 2 exons. Gene Ontology annotation, molecular function: protein binding. Lineage: Eukaryota; Fungi; Ascomycota; Eurotiomycetes; Eurotiales; Aspergillaceae. The coding region runs from base 1 to 1419 and encodes 472 amino acids. The record is from RefSeq and is a predicted model, not a curated record.
AUGAAUCAUCCCCCCCUAACACCAACAUACAUUCUCCGCGGCCACGCAUCCGCCAUCCACAGCCUCCACAUUUUCCAGUCCAAUCUCCGUCUGAUCUCCGCGGACGCAGACGGAUGGAUCGUUGUCUGGGACUUGGUUUCGAAACGCCCCGUCGCGGUAUGGAAGGGUCAUGAGGGGGCGAUUCUUCAGGUCAGGGCGUUCUGGGUAGAUGGGGAGGGGGUGCAGGUUUAUAGCCACGGCCGAGACCAUAGACUUCGCAUGUGGAAGAUCCGACCACAAGACGAGGCGGUCAUGCAGAAGACUCUCCCUGUUGAUGUGCAAACAGAAUCAGGAACCCAGGGACAGAGCGGGAGCCAGCCAUGGAUGGUUCAUUCGCUACCGGUCAACGCGUUGAAUUUCUGUGCGUUUUCGAUCUUGUUCGUGGAUGGUCCUUUUCCCUCGUCUUUGGGGGAUGGCUCAAAUGAGGGACGCCGUGCGCGGACGCAUUCAGGAGUACACGAAGAAUUAGGGACAGACACAACACCUCCAGGCAGCGAGGAAGUACCCCCUACUACUUCUACAGAUAAAGCCGUUACUCGUCUCCUAGCGGCCCCAAACGCCCUCGACUCCGGCGCAGUGGACAUCUUCCAUCUCCCGCUCGAACGACGAGUCUGUACGAUUCCGCCCCCAGCAGGCAUCAAGCCCGGGAUGGUGAUGGCCGUGGAGCUAUUUAGGGAUUCCACGAAAGGCGACGUCAACGUAGCGUCCGGCUAUGAGGACGGACACGUGAUGGUGUUCAGAUGUCGCGGGGUUCUAAAAGAUCGAGACACGAGUACAGAGCCGUGGAAUCGAAAAUGGGACUGGGAAACGCUAUAUGUAUCGCGCAUUCACACGCAACCGGCAUUGUCGAUCGAUGUCUCAAAGACAGGGGGAUAUGUUCUCUCAUCGGGGGCGGAUGCGAUGCUUGUGAAAUAUCCUGUUCCCGGGCGGGAUGGUGCUGGUACUAUUGCCGGUGCUGCUGGAGAACCCUCCGAGAGAGCGCUCAAGACGGUGAACACGAAACAUGCAGGCCAGCAGGGUCUUCGGAUCCGGGAUGACGGAAAGAUCUUCGCUACGGCGGGGUGGGAUUCCAGGGUGCGGGUGUAUUCGUGCAAGACGAUGAAGGAGGUGGCUGUUUUGAAAUGGCAUAAAGACGGGUGUUAUGCGGUGGCGUUUGCGCAUGUCGAGGCCGCUAGCGCUCUAGAUCGUUCUAGGGAGCAGAUAUCAGAGUCGGAGGCAGGGAUACAGAGUGACGACAACAUUUCCACAGGUGAACUGAUCAAACGCACAGAAUUCUCCCUUGCGACUGUCCAGCAGCAGAGAAAUCAGAAAGUACAGAAAACACACUGGUUAGCGGCCGGGUCUAAAGAUGGGAAGAUCUCAUUAUGGGACAUCUAUUGA